UAUCAACAAAAAGCAAAAGAAAGUGACGAAAAUUGUUUAAUUUGUGUAUUUGUUUAAAGGAAAUACCGAAAACAAAAUUAAAUGUUUCGCGCUAUCGCCAAGUGAGUCAAAUAAGCAGAAACCGAGAAGCAGCCGCUCCCCAACUGACCGUCUCCACCCUGCUCCCCCUCCACCCCCUUAGCCCAUGAUGACGGAUGGUGAUCAGCAGGAGGCCUUAAUAAAGCGUGCAGAGGAUGAGCGCGAGGACAUCUUCAGGCGCUAUGAUCUUGGCCUGGAUCCAAACAAUGUGGUUGAUCCUUGGGAAAAUCCCAAAUUUGAGAUCUAUCACAUAACUGACAAAUAUGGCUUUAUGCAUGAUUCCCGCCUGCCCAACACCCGCGACUCUCAGGAAGUUCAACGCAACAAAAUAGAACUGGAGCGCGAUAAAAAAUGGAUGAAAAUGCUCAGUCAUUGGCCACCUGCACCAGAGAAGCUGCAUAAGCGUGUCUACAAGGGUAUACCCGAUAAAGUGCGCUGGUCGGUUUGGAAACUGUUACUCAAUGUGGAUCAGGCCAUGGCCACACACAAAGGGGUGUACACGCGGAUGCUGCAGUUGGCCAAAAAGUACUCCACGGAAACGCGACAAAUUGAUGCCGAUGUUAAUCGACAAUUUCGCGAUAAUCUUGCCUACAGGGAGCGUUACAGUGUAAAACAAUGCUCCUUGUUUAAUGUGCUCAACGCCUAUAGCAUUUACAAUUCAGAAUUGGGCUACUGCCAGGGUAUGGCCUGUGUGGCCGGUGUUCUGCUUCUCUACAUGCAUGAGGAGGAGGCUUUCUGGGCUCUGAAUGCACUGAUAACGGAUAAAAAAUAUGGCAUGCACGGUCUGUUUAUCGAGGGUUUUCCUAAACUGACGCGGUUCAUUGAUCAUCAUGAUCGUAUAUUGUCCAAAAUAAUGCGCAAACUGCAUAAACAUUUCACCAAACACAAUGUGGAUGCCUUACUGUAUGCAAUCAAAUGGUUUUUCGUUGUCUUUGUUGAAAGGGUUCCCUUUAGUCUCAGUUUGCGUGUAUGGGAUAUUUUUCUGUUGGAUGGGGAUCGUGUCAUUUUAUCGAUGGCAAUUACCAUUCUGUAUCUGCAUAAAGAUGAGUUGCUACGGCUAAAGGAUAUGGAUGCCAUUAUUGAGUACUUGCAAGUCAAAUUGCAUAAGAACUUUGGCUACAACGAUGAUGAUGCCGUUCAGGCCUUGGAGCGUGUUAUGAAAAAGCUGAAAGAUUUGAAAUUAGAUCAGCCACCGCCAGCUAAGUCCAAUGAGUUUCCUACGCGCACAUUGGGUGAUUUUGUCGAGGCUGAUUUCGAAAAGAAAAUUGGACGCAGACGUAAUGAUUAUACGGAUACAGAGAAGCAAGUCAUAACAGAUGUGAUAAUAAGACAAGAGCAAAAUGCCGGUGAUGUACAAUCGACCAUGUCGUAUGAGACAUCUGAAUGCGCUACGGGUGAUGCAUAUUCAAUGAAAACCUAUCAGAGUAUCACUAGCUUAGCCACAUCGCCGGCAAUUAGCAGUUACUCGCUUUAUAGCAAUGGCUUUGUGGUUACCACCAGUACAAUUGAGCCAGACAGUCGCAGCCAGAGUGUCCACAAUCUACACCAGCAGCAUCGACAACAUCAUUACCUGUCCAAUGGGUUAAAGCGUCAUAGUUAUAGCAGCGAAAACGAUAGUCGUCAGCGGCUUGAUCUGGAUCAGGCCUUGGAGGCGUUGCAUAUGAAAUCCCCAACCACAAACUAUCAUCAGCAACAAGCAGAGCAACGAUAUCACCAGAGCAUACAAAUCAUACAAAAUGGACAAGUCAGAGACAAGGAUGCGAUUCAGAAUGGUGAUGCUGCUGCUGUUAAUAAUAAUUAUGAUUAUGAUGAUGAUGAUGAUGAUGCAUUAAGCGUGGAGAACACACGUCUUUAGUUUUUAGUUGCUGUAUUUUCUUUAUUAUUUGAUUUUGUUUAUUUUGCUAUUUGCAAAACGCAUAUGCCAAUGCUAAAACAACCCUAAACAACUUUUAGUUCUAUAGUAAAUACGUAUGUUUAGUUGAAAUAUCUGUGUAAAAUCCUUUAGGCAUUAUGUACGAUUGAUUGUUAAACAUGAUGUUUUUUUUAUAACCUUGCAACUACAACUAAUUUCAACUCAUGAAUAGAUUCCUUAAAAAUUAAGUCAGUUUGUCCGAUCCACCGCCAUUUAACUGCCCUUCGUAUAAGAUAUUGUAUGGGCUUAAAAGAUGCCAAUUUAAAUUGAAAUUCAAUAACUUUAAUAAUUAAUUAAAUGUAUUUGCAAGAGUGCUACAUCUUCGGCUCUGUCGAAGCUAAUUCGUCCUUCUGAUUUUUCCUGUUCUCACUCGUUUUUUGAUAUUAUUCUAUAUACUUAAAAUUACUGAACUCUACUUAUUAUUAUUAUAUGUAUUCCAUUCACUGAUUACUCCUAAGAUUCCAAUCCUUACCAAUUCCAAACUGAUUCCUUUUUUUGUAAUUGCGUACAACGAGAAAUAAUUUAUUAAUGACUUUUUGAUAACCAUAUAUAUAUUAUUAAUCUAUACUUACUUUGCUUUAAGGCUAAAUUUGCUCUUUUUGCAUUUCUUUAUACAACAUAUAUAUAUGUAUAAAUAAUUAAUUUGUUGCUUUGUACAAGAAACGAAACGAAACUCAUAUAAAGAAAUUUAGUUUAUGUUGAAGCCAAA
Drosophila willistoni is the source of this 2699-nucleotide messenger RNA. RefSeq names its product USP6 N-terminal-like protein (gene RN-tre). The coding region runs from base 185 to 1933 and encodes 582 amino acids. Lineage: Eukaryota; Metazoa; Arthropoda; Insecta; Diptera; Drosophilidae. The transcript has 6 exons. The record is from RefSeq and is a predicted model, not a curated record.